This is a messenger RNA of Epinephelus fuscoguttatus (brown-marbled grouper), 2211 nucleotides long. RefSeq names its product rab9 effector protein with kelch motifs. The coding region runs from base 1 to 1602 and encodes 533 amino acids. Lineage: Eukaryota; Metazoa; Chordata; Actinopteri; Perciformes; Serranidae. The record is from RefSeq and is a predicted model, not a curated record. The transcript has 18 exons. Gene Ontology annotation, molecular function: protein binding.
AUGGCAUUAGCCAGCGGUCACUGGCUGGAGAAGGAGAUGAGGGGAGAGGCCCCGAGUCCCAGGCAGGGCCACGCGUUAGCUGUGGCAGGAAACGUCGCCUUUCUGUUCGGAGGAUCCUCCAGCAUGAGUCAGGAGGAGGACAUCAUUGUUUACUUCAACGACUUCUACAUGCUAACAGUUUCUCCUGAUGAUGUCAUGUGGGAGGAGAUUCCUCAGAGCGGAGACGUUCCCUCAGCCAGAGAAGGACACACUCUUUGUGUUGUGAAAGGGAAGCUGUAUCUGUUUGGAGGAGCGUCCAGCCCUGACGCCAAUGAGUGUCUCCCAGGAGUCUACAGCUUUGAUAUAGUGUCUCUGACCUGGGAGGGCCUAGCAGUCGGAGGUGUGGCCCUCAGGACCCUCAGCCACAGCUCUGUUGCCGUAGGAGACAACAUCUACGUGUACGGAGGCAGUCUGGGAGGGAAUCCAUCUGAUGAUCUCUUGGUCUUCAACACAGUGUCUCUCACCUGGACGCCGGUAAAAACCAGCGGCUCUCUGCCUCCUGCGCUGUUUGGUCAGAGUUUUGCUCUGGUCGGAGAUCAGGUGUUCAUGUUUGGAGGAUGUGAGGCAGGUGGAGACUUCUGUAAAGACCUGCAUGUCCUCAACACAGAGAGCUUGGUUUGGCAGAAAUGGGAGGUGAAGGGAGAAUCACCUGCAGCCUGCAGCGGACAAACACUGACUGCACACCAUGAUAAAGAUAUCUACCUGUUUGGGGGCAAAAGCACGAAUGAGGACGGCACGGUGACGUCAUCCAAUGAAAUCCAUAAACUCAGCAUCUCUAAGAUGAAGUGGAAGGUUCCUCUGUACGUCGGGAUUCCUCCGGCUCGACGACACGGACACACCGCCUUCAUCCUCCACAGCCACCUGUACGUGUUCGGAGGAAAGAAUGAAGAGCAGGAGUUUAAUGACCUGAAGGUGAUGAAACUCAUCAACCCCUCAGAGAGACAACCAGUGAUGAAGGAGAUUCUGUCGGAGUUUGGUCUGCAGGGAGUCAGCCACAGGUCAGCAGCCGCCUCACACACCUGUGUUUCUGUUUCGUCUUACUGUGUGUGUGCAAUUUCAGCUUCACGUCACGCUCUCUUCACUCCCACAAAGGUUCCCAAUGUUCGCUACGAGCUGAGCGACUCGGCUGCGUUCAGCCAGCCCAGGGGCCCCGCAGCUAAUGCUCAGGUGUUUGUCCACAGAGACUUCAGUGCAGUGCGAGAUCAGGCCAUGAAAAUGAUCCAGACUGCUUUCGCUCUGCUCGACCAGGAGUUCCUCAAACUGGACCGAGAGAAGUCAGAGUUGUCUCAAGCUGCUGCUGCUCUGCAAAGAGACAAAGAAGCUCAUGAAGCCUGCAGACAACAACAGCAGCAGGAGCUGCAGGAGAUGCUGGACCGACAUCGCUCUCAAAAUGAGGCGUGGCUCCGAGCGAGAGCCGAGGAGAACGACCGAGAGAGGAGGGAGCUCUGCAGGCUCAGAGAGGAGGUGCUGCAGGAGCAGGAGCGGCUGAAGGAGGAGCAGAGCAGCAUCCAGAAACGCAGCGAACAUCUUCUGUCCAUCAUGCAGCAGUUCAAAGGAAUGUGAGAUAGAAGGAUAGAUAGAUGGAGACGGACAUGAUCUUCUUUUUUUUUUCAUCUUUGUUCCACUUUGAACCUUACGUGUUAUGUUGUGUUCACACUGGGCGCGAAUAAAGGUUAAGUCAAUGUAACAUGUGAUUAGACAUGAAUUCCCACCAGGCGGCGUAAUGGACACGAUGGACACGAAAUAUGUGAAUUAAGUGGCUGAAAUAAUGCAGGUAGCUCGAUUUCGCACCAUACGCUGGAUCGCGAGAGCUGAAAAAUCUGAACUCCAGCUACCAAAUCACAACACAAUAGCCAAUCAGCAUUGAGAGUCUCUGGGGACAUAUGACGCCGAGGACGUACUGGUGAAAGUCCAUUGAUUGAUUCAGGGAUUUCAAGCACGUAUGACCCGAGUUAUUUGUGCGUAUGAAGCGAGCCAACACAAAAUUUGCCUCGCGUUUGGUGUGAACACAACAUUUAACUUUCUUACAACAAAAAUAUGUUGCAAAAAAGAACGUGAAAAGUUUGCAUCUCGUAUUGUUGAGAGCACAACAGCUGAUUGUAGCGUUGUCAUAGCUGAGCAUCAUUUGACUCUUAAUUUAAAUGUGAGAAUUUCAUAAUAAACCUUGACUUA